Messenger RNA from Pestalotiopsis fici W106-1, 186 nucleotides. RefSeq lists its product as uncharacterized. NCBI's taxonomy places the organism in Eukaryota, Fungi, Ascomycota, Sordariomycetes, Amphisphaeriales, Sporocadaceae. The record is from RefSeq and is a predicted model, not a curated record. The coding region runs from base 1 to 186 and encodes 61 amino acids. The transcript has a single exon.
AUGGCCGUCGUGAUGGAGAUGAUUGCCAUUGCCAUCUUGGAGGGCUUUGGGCUGACACUGAACAAAGUCACAAAGGUUGAGAAUCGACAAAGUCGCAGCAAGUUGUUGGGAAGCAGAAAUCGCGGCAGCAAUCAAUAUGAAAUGAGCGAGCGAGCGGAGAGAGCCCCCGGUGCUGAUGGGCAUUAA